Messenger RNA from Zasmidium cellare ATCC 36951, 2850 nucleotides. RefSeq lists its product as uncharacterized. The transcript has 3 exons. The record is from RefSeq and is a predicted model, not a curated record. Bases 1 to 2850 code for a protein of 949 amino acids. Lineage: Eukaryota; Fungi; Ascomycota; Dothideomycetes; Mycosphaerellales; Mycosphaerellaceae.
AUGUCGACUACCGAAUCCGUGGUGACGAUCGCUGCCGACAAGCUUUCAUCAACCGUUGCUGUUCCUGAGCCUCCUGCACCAGCUCCACCACCCUUAUCCCCUCCUGAACCGACUGUGCGCAAUCAAGCACCUGGCAUCCCCGAUCGAAGAAAGUCUCUGCGCCCAGGCAAGCGCGAGUCGCGUGGAGGCAGGAAAAGCAGCGGAUCAAAGAGGCUCUCUGUCGUGACCAUGGCUUCGGAGAUGCGGAUCAAGGACGAUGAUGAGGACAGACAGGAAACCUUUGAGGAUGCAACUUCUACCCCGCGACCCUCGUCGGUCGAACCCCAGAUCGUUGAAGAGCAGGCGGCCGAGGAUGGAGAGAAAGACCAGGGCGGCCUAGGAAUCAGCGGCGCCGAGACUGUCAAGGCGCGUGCGGUGGAAAGCAAUGAAGAUGGCAGUGUCAAGACCUACACUCCGAAGAGAUCCACCAGCCAGGAGCGGGAAGAAGAAGAGGUCGCACCGGAAGUGCUCGUGCGUGAAGCGACAGCCGAAGAGCACAAGGACGAAGACGACGGCAAGAGCAGCCAUUCGCGCCAGACGACCCUCGAGAGCGUGCAACUCCCGCCUCCACGCGCAGCUUCCCCAAUGUCGCGCGAUCGCAGCGUGUCGCCCAGCAAAGUCGGCUCGCGCCAGCACUCGCCCAUGCGCACCAUGCGAGGACUGUCCGGAGACUUGCCCAUCCCCACACCACCGCCAUCAUCAGCAGACCGAAUGCACGCGUUGGAGCAGCGACAAGCGAACGAUCGAGUCUCGUCACCGCCUCCUCCAGGACCUCUGCGGAAAGCCUCCAGUGGAUUCGGCGCGCUUUUGGGGAGGAUGGGCAGUAUUAGGAAGCCCGCCCGAUCACCCCCUGCGCCGAGACAAGAGAGUCGGUUCAGUGAAAGACGAGGCACGAGCGCUUCAGCUGCUUCAGACGGCCUGCCAAUAAUUCAUGAUGGUGGGAAGCCAAGCCUCCAAGAUCAAUUCACUAGCCUCCGCAGGCAAGAAGAGUUCCACAGCCACGAGGCGAACGGGGUCGCAGAAGACAAGCAGGAAGAUGCGCAUGCGAGCGGUGACAGUGAACCAACUUCGAGCCCUCCCCGCCAUGAAAGAUCAGACUCGACAUCAGGCCUCAAAUCACCGCCUCUCAACCCAAGUCUGCCGCCUGGGACCGCUUCUGGCAUGUCAGCUGGUCCUGCAGCAGAGCCAAGAGAAGUCAAUUGGGAUCUGUGGCAACAAGUUGUUUAUGAGGGACCAGCAGCGGUAGCAAGAACCAGCGGCGAAGAGCUGAAUCAAGCCAUCACUUCUGGCAUCCCUCCAGCGAUACGCGGUGUUGUAUGGCAGGUAUUGGCUGAAAGUAAGAACGAAGAGUUGGAGAACAUAUAUCGCACUCUCAAGGCUAGAGGGACAGACGCUGAGCAUCAGAGGCCUCCAAACUCGCGAACGGGAUCCAGUGUUACUCUCAACGGUGUCAAUGGGGACAAAGAGGCAACGUCUGAUGCUUCAAGUGAGCACUCAGAGCGAUCCACGACUGCUAACUCCGGAAUGGCCAGCCCACCGACUUCAGUGGAGAGCAAUGCCCCGGAGUUGAAGUCAAAGCUGCUUGAAGAGAAGACGAAGCGCGAGUCACUUGCACUGCAGAAGCUUGAAAAGGCGAUAAAGCGAGACAUGGGUUCGAGGACGUCCUACUCCAAGUACACGCAAUCAGCUGGCCUCCAAGACGGACUUUUCGGCGUGUGCAAAGCCUAUGCACUGUUCGACGAGGGUGUCGGCUAUGCACAGGGCAUCAACUUCAUUGCAAUGCCGCUCCUUUUCAACAUGAGCGAGGAAGAAGCAUUCACACUCCUGGUCAGGCUCAUGGCCAAGUACGAUCUGCGAAGCAUGUUCACGCCUGAUAUGACAGGCCUACAUCUGCGACUAUAUCAAUUCGAAAGACUGCUCGAGGAAUACGAACCGGCUGUCUACUGCCACCUCCGAAGACGAAACGUCGGCCCUCAGCUAUAUGCAACGCAAUGGUUCCUGACACUGUUCGCUUACCGGUUUCCGCUGCAACUAGUGUUACGGAUUUACGAUUUGAUCCUCAGCGAAGGGCUGACGGCCAUCCUAAAGUUUGGCAUUGUUCUGAUGCAGCAUAACCGGGCAGCCCUGCUGGAGAUGAAAGACAUGAGUCAGUUGACCAACUUUCUUAAGGAGAAGCUGUUUGACGUGUACAUUGACAAAUCCCCAUCUGCGUCAUCUCUUCUCGACUCCGGAUUCUUCGGCUCUGUCACUGGCGGUGCCGACAAGGAGUUGUACAGAGCAGAUGAGAUGGUGCGAGAUGCGUGUGAUAUUAAGAUUUCGGAUGAGACGCUUGCUAGGUAUACGAUUGAGUGGGAAGAGCAACAGCGACUGGAGCGCGACCGGGAGACUGAGUUGGAGAAUCUGCGAACAUCGAAUGCCGCACUUACUACCAAAGUGAAGGGCCUCGAAGAGCGUGUACAACAACACGAUGCCGAACACGUCAACAUCGCACAAGACUUGGUCAAGAUCAAGGUCGAGAACGACUCGCUCAUGGAUCAGAAUGAAGCGUUGAAGAUUCAGGUCGAAGAACUCCAGAAGCUUGUCGACGCACAACCCGCAGAGAUCGAGCAGAAGCUGAAGGACGAGAUGGAUCGCAUUAUGCAGCGGAAUAUCGAAGUGCAGAAUGAGAACCGCGCACUGAAGGAAGAGAUGGACGAGAUGGAGCAUGAGUUGGUGAAUGCGAAGAUGGCGCAUGCUCAGACGCAAUCAGACCACGACAGCCUCAAGCAGAAAUGGUCGAGCGUGCAGGCAUUGCUCAACGAGAGAUCAUAA